This is a messenger RNA of Pimephales promelas (fathead minnow), 9012 nucleotides long. It is a transcript of the gene mia2, whose product is annotated as MIA SH3 domain ER export factor 2. Gene Ontology annotation, biological process: endoplasmic reticulum to Golgi vesicle-mediated transport; protein secretion; vesicle cargo loading. Lineage: Eukaryota; Metazoa; Chordata; Actinopteri; Cypriniformes; Leuciscidae. Gene Ontology annotation, molecular function: protein binding. The record is from RefSeq and is a predicted model, not a curated record. Gene Ontology annotation, cellular component: endoplasmic reticulum exit site; endoplasmic reticulum membrane.
GCUCAUUCUCUGACAAGACAGAGGGAAUGACAUUUAGCUGUGAUUUAUCUUGGCUUUCCCUCUGACUAUUUGGAUUUUGAAAUGAUCUACUGAGAUGAAGAGAAUCGCUGGAUGAAUCCAAACAUGGCAGCUGUGCGUUCAUUCAUUUUGUUUCAUGUUGCCUUUGGCUUUUUACACCACGGUUUGGGGCUGAUUUCAGACUACAAAUUAUGUGGAGACCCCGAAUGUGAAAGCAUGAUAAGUCGUGUGCAGGCACAGAGAGACCAUACAGCUAAAGACUGCCGCUUUCUAAACCUCAAAAAAGGGGAUAUGAUCACUGUAUACUACAAACUCACUGGAAAAAGAAAUGAUCUCUGGGCAGGAAGUAUAGAAAAGCUGUCUGGAUUGUUCCCAAAAGAUGCCAUCAAGGUUGAUCAACUGUUUAUUGAUGAGAAAAAGGAAAUACGGGUGCCAACCCAGGAAUAUGACUUCAUCUGCUUUGAUGAACAUGGUUCAGUCAUUGAGCACAGCACUGCAUUUAAUGAUCUGGAAGAUUUCACACAAGAAACCCAAGAAAGUGAUAUCAAUGAAGUCCAUGAUAAACCUGCUGAUAGAGAAGAGAGUGAACCCAUAACGAUUUCUGUUCAAGAUGUUUCUGAUCAAAACAGCCUCAAGACAACAGAAAAAGGUGGGUCUUCAUGGAUAGGCUCUGCUGUUAAUGGAUGGUUUGGCAGGAAUGAACAAAGCAAUGAUGAACCACAGGAUGAAAGCAGUGAAGAAUCCUUCAAAAGCAGAAAAAUAGUGAUGGAUAUCGAGGAGAACCACGUGGAGGAAAAUACGAACUCUGGAGCGUUUGGUUGGAUCAGGGGUGAACUAACCAAUGCUUUUGGAUUUGGAGACAAGGAUCUAAAGACUGACACUCAGGACAAAAUUGAGAACCCAGCAAAUGAUAAAGACACCUCAUCUCAGGAGUCUACCUCCUGGAUAAGAAUGGGUAGAGAUGUCUUGGGCUUUAGUGAAGACAAUACUCCAGCUACAACUAAACCUGAAGCUGGGAUGGCAGAUCAAAACACACACAUGGAGGACCAAAACAUUCUUAAACCCAGUCAGAACAUGGAUUUGAAUGACAAAAUACAGAGAGAUGAAAACAACCCUGAUGAAAGUGUGGAGAAUGAGGAUGGUCCCAUGGAGAACAUGACAUCAGAAAAUGAUAAAGUAGAGGAACAGACGGGGUGGUACGAAAACAUGUACAACGGAAUUACAAACCUUUACAAAGAAGAACUAACUAAACAAGAUGAGGAUGAUGGAGGCAAAGACAGUUUGUCUGAGGAAGGAAGCCCUGGAUUUGCUACAAGCACUGAGAACAUGGAAACCAAAGAGUCAGAAUCAAGCUCAGAGUCCAUAUUUUCAGUCAGCGGCCUGGCAUCAGUGCUUAAACUUCCAUUUCAGGUAGACACAAAAGUAAAGAGAGAUGAGGAAAAAACAGCAAAGGAAGAACAUUCAGGUGAGGAAGACUUUGAUGAGGAACAAAAUAAUAGCGAGGAUCAAAAAGAAGAAAUGUUGAGUGAUAUCGAUGAGCAGGACUCAAACCCAAUAGACAAUGAUGUACUUAGUAAAACUCAGUCACUGUCUGAUAAAACAAAAGACAACAUUGAAUUUGAUAGCACUGAAGAAUCUAAUAUGACAGAAGACGGCACAGACAAGUCAGCAGAUAAUUUAAAUGAAGAAGCUAAAAGUGCAAACAAUGUUAAUGUUUUAGAGGGAGAGGUGGAGCAAGGCAUGCAAAGUGAUGAGGAAAAGACAGCAAAGGAGGUAGAUUCAGGUAAGGAGGACUUUCUUGAGCAACAGAAGUUGGAAAAGGAAGAAAUGUCUGUUGACGAUGUUGAUUUAAUAAGUGAAACUCAGGCACUAUCAUACAAAACAAUGACUUUAAAAGACAGUGUUGCAUCUGAUGACAUUAGAGAAACGGAUGGCUUUUCUCAAAAAUCCAACACCCAAAAUGAUGAUGUUAAAUCUGCAAAUAAUUCAAUUGAUGUUAUUCAAAGCAAAACCAAAUUGACUGAUUUAUCUGAUGACAUUUCAGAAGACAAGCUGUCUGAUCAAGACAAUUUAGACACUAUCAAACAGCAAAAAAGUGAUUAUCAUCAAAUUAGCACAGAUACUGAAGCUGGUGCUGAUAUAUCUGAAUUGCCAGAGACAGAUAUUCAUAAUGAGUUUCAUUAUCAAAAAACACAAGAAUCUAAUAUCAAGACUGUCACAAUUAGUCAAAGUGCAAAUGCAGAUUUGAAUUCAAAACUGACUGUGGAAGCAUUAUCAGAAUACAUUAAUGAAAAAUGUUUAGCUGAAGAUGACAAAGGUACAUCAAAAGAAGAUGGUAAUUUAGUAAUGGAUAGAAAUUAUAAGUUAAUUAUGGCCGAAAAUGAUGAGUUAGUUAUGGACAAAAAUGACAAGGUAGUUAUGGACAGAAAUGACGAGUUAGUUAUGGACAAAAAUGACAAGAUAAUUAUGGACAAAAAUGACAAGUUAGCUAUGGACAGAAAUGGCGAGUUUGUUAUGGACAAAAAUGACAAGUUAGUUAUGGACAGACAUGACGAGUUAGUUAUGGACAGAAAUGAUGAGUUAGUUACGAACAAAAAUGAAAAUUUAGUUAUGGGCAAAAAUGACAAGUUAGUUAUGGACAGAUACGAGACACAAUUAGAUGAAGUAUUAUCAAAAGACAACACAUUUUACGAAGAAAAGUUAUCAGAUUCAGAAGCUCUCGCAACGGAAAUGAGCAAUAAACAUAAACUGGACACAAACAUAAGGCCUUCUGAUGAAGGAACUUCUCAUAUUCCCACUCUUGGAACUGAAGAAACAGCUGUUAUUAGUGAAGAAAAUCUACAUACAGACCUUCAGUCAAAUUCAGCCCUAAAAGCCACAGAUGAUAAAAUGUAUAAUACCAGCGACUCACAUGAUGUGUUACUGGAGAUACAAAAAGCAGGAAUUAGCAUUGUUAAGGAUACUAAGGAAGGUGAAUAUACAGAUGAGGUUGUAGUGAAUAGAGAGCAAAAUGAAUUAGGUAGAGUUUCUGAACCUACAGAGAAUAAUUUUGAAACAAAAGAGCUAGAGGGUGACACACAAAUCACAAACGAGACCCUGAUAGAAGAAAGCCAUACAAAAAGCCCAUCACUGAACACAUCUGAUGGAUCCACUAAUUCAAAAGAUGGUGUUCAUGAUCUCAGUUUACCAGAAAAUGCAGACAAUGAUACAAUUCUCAACACUGUUAGUACUGAAGACCCAGGUGACUAUACCACUUCCAAAGAAACAAAAUUAACAGAUGAUAUCUUCUCGGAGAAUGACCCAGUUCAGGAUGGCAGUAUAAAUAAUAUGCUUGAUCAAAAUCAGAGUGUUGAACACAAAGCGGAGACUGACACUGCAAAUAUGGAGGAUCAAAUUGCAGAAAGUGUCACGAAGAGGGAGGAAAGUGAUCAAACUGAUUCAGAAAGUGUCACGAAGAGGGAGGAAAGUGAUCAAACUGAUUCAGAAAGUGUCAUGAAAAGGGAGGAAAGUGGCACAGGUGCCACCUGGGAUCAAAGUGAUGAUAGUGACAUGGCGGUGCAGUCGGAUGAUAAAGAGGAACAGGGUGAUGAAGAGCGACCUGGAAGCCCUGAAAUUCAAGAAAAAAAGACUGUCAACCAUUCUACAGAAACUUCUAAAAAAUAUACAAACUUAUAUCCUCAUCUGAGUGAACAGAAUAUCCAAGAUCUUUUAGAUUUAUUCGGAGACCAUAAGUUAUCUCGGCUGGAUUCCAAACUUGGAAACACUGAUGCUGGCCAAGAUAAUAAAGAUCUUAAAGAACUCAGUGACUUUGAACAGCAGUUGGAAUACCACAUGAAGUUGAACACAAAAGGACUUAAUCAACAAGAUAACAAUUUUCCUGGCAAGAAUAAUAUUAAUGAAUACCCAGCACUACAAAAACUGUAUACCCUCUUAUCUACUCUAAGAGAGAAAUAUUCACCAGUGAUAACAGAAGUCAGUGUAGAAAGCCCAGGGAUCAGCGAAGAUGGCUGUGUUCAAGAAGCAUGUCUAGAUGUGAAUAAGAAUACACUAAUCUCCUCAACAGAGCUUAAAAAUAAUCAAGUUACCCAAGACAGAUCUGAUAUAAAUGACUUGAGUAACCCUCAAAAUGAGCCAGACACAGAGGAGAAGUACCUUUCAGGGAACGGAGCUAAUGUGGAAGGUGUUCAGACUGAUGAGCAGGAAAUAAGAAAGCGUGAGGAUUGGGUAUCUUCUGAAAUCAAGAAAACUUCCCAAAACCAUGGUCUAAUGUCUGAGGAGCAUGUUGAAUCACAGAACGGUGAAUGGAAAUUUUAUCAAAUGGCAGUUUUUGUUGAAGUCACAAUUAAUGAAAUUGCAUCUAUAUUGGACAAGGUUGUGUCUUCACUUCCGGAUGAUAUACGGCCUGGCCCUGACUUAUAUGGACUUCCAUGGGAAGCCGUGGUUUUCACAGGAUUUUUAGGUUUAUGCACAUUGCUUCUGUUCAGCUGCAGGUUCAUUCAUUCUAUGAAAAGUCGACUAUAUGCAAGUAAAGAGAAGCAAAUGGCACGUAAAGUGGCUGAACUGCUUGAUGAAAAAUGCAAAGUUUUGGAGACAUUCAGUGAGGUUAAACAAAAGUUUGAUAAACUAGAGUCCACACUGCAGAACAAUGGCAUGUCUGCGCAAGCUGCAGAAAAUGACAGCUUAGAGGUGUCAUCAAAGAAACUUGAACAAUCAAAUGCUCAGAUUAAAAAGGAAAUUAAGAGGCUACAGGAAGAGCUGUCCCAACAAAACAAAGCAAGAAAACAACAAGAGGAUCAGCUUGCUGAACUCGAGCAGAUUUUAAGUAAUUUAGAAGAGGAAGCUAAAGAUCGAAAGUCACAGUUAGAACAGGACAACACAACACUGAAGAUUCAUGAGAUCAACACAGAGAGAUUACAGAAAAACCUGCAGGCAGCCAAAGAAGAGCAUGCAAUGCUGCUCGAGAGUAAAGCACAGCUGGUGCAAGAAGCCGAGGGCUGGGGUGAACGUCUCUGUGAGCUGGAGGAGGAGAUGAAAAUGUGUGAAAGAUCUCAUUCUGGCAUGCUGGAGGACUGCACUAAUAAAGACGAACGCAUCAAGUCCCUGACAGAGUGCCUUUUGAAGAUGAGAGAUUGGGAUUCUGAGGACGAGAGCAGCACUAAUACAGCUGGAACUGAGAAUGGAGACAGCUCAGAGUCCCAUAAGAAGCAAAAAGUUCAGAAACUCAUUGAAGCAGCCAAGAUGAGUGCAGACUUAAAGUCCAUGGAGGAGGACAAAAACAGGGUGUUCGCCAAACUUGCAGAUGAAAUGAAAGCCAAAGAAGAUCUCCAAGAGGGGAUCAAACAACUUGAGGAGCAGAAGGAAGUGUUGAAGUCAGAGAGUGCCAACUAUUCUAGUGAAAGCCAUAAACUCCAACAGAAACUCCAGAUCAUGACAGAGAUGUACCAGGAGAAUGAACUCAAACUGCACAGGUUGUUGACAGUGGAGGAGAAGGAGUGCUCGCAGAAGGAGGAGAAGCUCAACAAGGCAGGCAAAAAGAUCAGUCUCGCUGCAGAGGGGCUCCUUACUUAUAGACAACGAGCCAAAGACCUAGAGGAGGAACUGGACCGGACUUCACAGGCUUAUAAGAAUCAGAUUACUUCUCACGAGAAAAAGGCUCAUGAUAACUGGCUAGCCGCAAGGGCCGCGGAUCGAGACCUGGCUGAUGUCAAGAGAGAAAACGCUCAUCUCCGCCAGAAGCUGACUGAUGCCCAAUUUAAAGUCGAUAUUCUUGAUAAGGAUAUACGAGAAGGCAGACCUUUAUUUCGAGAUGAAAGAUCUCCAUAUGGACCCUCUCCUCUUGGCCGACCAUCCUCAGAAACACGGGCCUUCCUGUCCCCUCCUACACUAAUGGACGGCCCCCCUCGACUCUCACCUCAGUUUGUUAUGGGUCCAGGCAGAGCAUCCCGAGGCAUGGUAGAGCCCCCUAGUGGUGGGCCAGACUUUGAGCGGAGUGGCCCUCACUCUGAUAGUGGCUCACUGUCUCCCUCCUGGGACAGGGAACGCAGGGGCCCUCCCGGCCCUCCAGGUCACCCUCUCCCAGAUCCAGGUUUGGGAUAUAGAAGGCCUCCUCCAGGUCUGUAUCCUAUGGGUCCUUUGCCUCCUAGAUAUCCGUACUUGGGUGACAAAUCGGAUCCGUCAUUUUUAAGAAACAGCUCAUCUGUCAGUGAGAAUGAGAGCAGAGACGGUCCUCACACGAUGCCUGGUGACAUGAGAUUGCCCCCGGAUCCAGAUUCAAGAAUGGGACCUCCUCCUGGUCCCCCGUUAAUGGGAAUACCUCCACCGAUGGACCCACGUUUCCCUCACAGGGGCCCUUAUAUACCUCCGGAGUUCUUUCCCCCUCGUGGGCCUGGAGUUCCCCCCAUAGGCAUGCGAGGGCCAUUUCCCCCGGGAAUGUUUCCCAGAGCUCCAAUGCAGCUCCCUCAACAUAUGGGCUAUCUUCCACCACGACAUCUGUGUGACAGUUUCCCCCCUGGACCGCCUCCCAGACCCUCCCCACCAGGCAGCGAGCAGCCGCCCAACCAGUCGCCCUCUCCUCAUGAUGUCAUCUGAUCUUCCCAUCUCGCGCUCUCUUCCUCCCCCGCAGACUGCUGUUUUCAGCUUCCUGUUGUUGUGCUCAGGGGGUGUUUCCUUUGAUAUGUAACCACAGUAGCCUUGUGGUUAUCUAUUUUGUCUUAGUUGAAGCUUUUUUGAAAGAGCAAGUAUGGCAAAAGAUACAGCACAUACCACUGGUUAUUUUACAAAGAGGAAGUUGAUGUGUGUGUUUCAGGGACAGUGUAAGUGUGCAGCCUUUCUGAACCUGUAGGUAAAGUGUAAAAAAUAAGUCAAUGAGACUGCCUUAUAGGAUUAUAGGUGCUCAGGAUUGUAAUGUUAUUAUGAUUCGUUUUUAAAUUGAAGGUAGUUGAUGAAAAGCCCUCAUAUUUGUCAGACUGUAUAUAUAGAAAGUGUACUAAGUAUAUAUUGUGAAUAGGAUGUUGUUGAAACCCAGACUUUGGUAACUAACUUGACAAAUCCAACAACUUAGUCCAGAAAACCGUCCAUGUAGCAUAUAUAUAUAUAUAUAUUUAAGUUUCCUCAAAUAACAAUACAUGCCUUAAAAAAAUACAUGGUCUCAUGAAAUCUUGUACAUUAAUAAUAAAGAUGUCAUUGGAUUACUUUCAGUUUUCUGUGCUAAGAUAUAAAGCUAACACUUCAUGGUUCCCACAAUCAUGAAGAACUUGGAAAUAUCCAGGAAGUUAAAAAGUGUGAUUUCCAGAAAGAAUACACAAGUAUUAAAGUGCUGGUCAUUCUGAUAAUAGUUUUCAUAUAUCUGAUAAUUGGCAUAUAUAUAUAUUCGAAGUGAUUUUAUCACAACAAUGUACCGUAUGAAAAAUGGACAUGUGAUUUGCUAAAGAUUUAUUUAAGUGUAAAGAUUGACUAAAGUGUACAAAGUUAAUGUAAAUAAACGGUGUUUGGAAUUGAAAACCUAAAUAUAUACAAUUGCAGCAUUUUAAUGCUGUACAAUUACACUUUCUAACCAUAAUCAUAUAUGCUUGUUUUGUAGGAAUAAACUAAUGUGGUGAUUUAGGAAAAACCUAACAAGUUUUUGAUUUUGUUACAGCCACUCAACAACACUCACCUUGGUUUUAUGUGCUUUACUGAGCUCAAGUACAAUGUGAUCGGAACAUGUUUUAGUACACAUUUUAAGUAAGCUUAAUUAAAACAUGAAACUGAUAAGCAAUAUCACACUGACAUAUCAUCAUGUGUCCAUAAUUUCCAGAUUGGGAUAAGCUUUUGGAGAGAUUGCUAUAAUGAACAUGGCUCUGAAAUAUUUAAACCAGUAGAAUUUGCAGGUUUAUACAUUCAUUUCAUUCAGUCUCCCUGAUUGUGAAGAAUUAAGAAAAAAAAAAAGAAUGCAUUAAUCUGUAUGAAUACAGAGAAACAAGAUUGAUUUUUGUAUGCUUUUAUUUUACAGAUUAAAAGAAAAUGCAUUCGUUCAACAUUAAUUCAAAUCAACAUUCGGCUGGUUUACCCAAUAUCUGUCAGUUAAGUUUUUCAAAGGUUUUUCUUGUUUAUCGUGGAACCUCGAGAUCACUUUUUCUCAUUAAAAUCUUCCCACCUGGCAUGUUCACACCUGUGCCAGAGUACUUCCUGUUUGCAGAUGUACAUAUAAAAUCCAAUGCUAUGUGCUCACCGGAGACAAAUAGUAGACAGAACACACCUGCCCAAAUAUUAAACAUUUAAGAUGGUAAAACCAUUUUUGCAAAACAACGACACUUAUAAACUUUUUAUUCAAUGUUCAUAAAUAGAACCCGGACAUGUGUUGCAUAAAAGUAUAUACGUUGGUAUAUAUACGCAUAUGCAGGUUUAUGUUAUCUUUUUUAACUCCCCAUUAAGUUUAUAAGUUAGCAGUGUGGUCUUAGCACUGCUGGUGUCCCAAGAUGGCCAAUUCUUUAUUGCAAACUGUCCUGAUUUUAUACAAAUGCACAACAUUCGUACCACUUAUAACUGGGGCCUUCUGGCCAGUCUCAUAGAGACCAUGUCUGUAACCCACGGUCGCCCUUGAAACUGAGUUGGCUUCCGAAGAAUCAAGAUCUUAAAACAAUAAUAAUAAUAAUAAUAACAACAAUAAUAAGGCCAAGUAUCAUUGCAAGUUAGGUUAUUUCCAUUUGAGUGACAGAAGGAGAAAAAGAAAAGCGCAAAAUAAAAACUAAGUUAAGAGCCAUUGGAUCGUAUGCAUUCCGUUUGCAUAGUUUGUGACUUCGCCGUUAACGCAAGCCAACCAGAGAGAGAAAGAGAGGCCCGCGUCGAGCUCGAGAUCUGACCUGCAGUGGAAACAUGGUAACGGUUUGUUUUACCAAAGGCUGGCGUGAGGUUUAUAAUCAGUAUCGGGAAAAAGCUGUAAAACACUGACCGUCUCAGAUGGGGUCAUAGCAGCCCUCUUUCUCUUUACUACGAGAUUGUGAAAUGCAUAUAACG